Molecule: messenger RNA, 924 nt
Organism: Emiliania huxleyi CCMP1516
Lineage: Eukaryota; Haptophyta; Isochrysidales; Noelaerhabdaceae
Exons: 3
Cellular component (GO): Golgi apparatus
Molecular function (GO): antiporter activity
Source: RefSeq, a predicted model, not a curated record
CAGCGGCUCAAGGUCGGAGGCUAUUUUGCGCUCUGGUUCCUGCUCUCGGUCGGCUACUCCAUCACAAACAAGCGCGUCACCAACGCGCUGCCCUGCCCGUGGUCGGUCGCGACGGCGACUGUCGUCGUCGGCUCGCUCUUUGUCAACCUGCUCUGGUUGACCGGCCUCCGGCGCCGGCCUCGCCUUUCCGCAGCCACAUACCGCGCGUUGAUCCCGAUUGGUACCUUCCACGCCAUCGGCCACAUCGCCGGCACAGUCGGCACGGCGGCGGGGUCCGUCUCCUUCGCGCAGGUCGUCAAGGCAGCCGGCCCGGUCUACGCCUGCGUCCUCUCUGCCGCAGCCGUCUCCCUCCGCGUCUGGCUCUCGCUCGCCCCGAUCAUCGCCGGCGUCGGCCUCGCGACCCUCAAAGAGCUCUCGUUCGCGUGGGCCGCGCUCCUCGGCGCCGUCGCCUCCGACCUCGCCCUCGCCCUCCGCAACGUCCUCUCCAAGCAGUCGAUGGGCGCCCUCUCCACCUCGGACGGCGACAAGCUCGCGCCCGCGGACAUGUUCGGCCUGCUCACCUGCAUCUCGGCCGCCGUCUCUGUGCCUGCCGCUCUGCUCGUCGAGGGGCGGGCGCUACCCGCCCUGUGGGCGAGCGCCGCCGCAGGCUACCCUGCCGGCUCGCUCGGCCUCGCCGGCCAGGUGGCGGCGACGGGGCUCUACUUUUACGGCUACUCCGAGGUAGCGAUGAAGGCGCUCAACAACGUCCACCCGGUGACGCACGCCAUCGGAAACACGAUGCGGCGCGUGCUGCCGGCCCGCGAGGCGCGCGUGGUCAUCAUGCUCGUCUGCAUGGUCGCCUUCCGCACGCCGAUGACGCCGCUCGGUGCGUGCGGCUCGGCGCUGGCGAUCGGGGGCUCGUACCUGUACGCGACCGUCAAGCAG